CUACGAGUUAAAAAUAGGUUGGCAGCUUUGCGAGUAGUUUCAUUCUACUGCCUAGAGGUAGCAGCACUCCCUGGAUACUCUUGACAGUUGUUUUGUUGAGUUUGGUCAUCAUCACAUCAUUUGGAAAAUGUCCGACCGGCGAUAUGAGCGUUCAGAGCGACUACGUCCAUAUUCUAGUCGUUUUGAAGAUUUUGUGGACAACGAAUUAAAUGGAGACGUUAGUGAUCUAGAGAUCAGUGAUGAUGAAGAUGCUGAUCCAGAUUUUGAACCGGAAGAACCUAUCCAGCAAGCGCAGGAGGAGACAUCUGAAGACGACAGUGAUUCGGAAGGUGGUGUAACUCAGGUGGUGGCAAAUCCUGCAAUCGAACCUUCCACACGCAUGGUUCAACCAAGAGGUUCCAGACGAUCCAGUGUGACUUCAGUAAACCAGCUUGGCACUCACACUCAAGUAACUACUCCGGAGCAAAAUGAUGAAACCUUACCAAGUCAAACAAGAACUUUUUGGAAAAAACAGGUUAGUUUUGAUCCACUACCUCCUGCUCCUGCUUACGAAGAAAUAAAUCAAAACGCACUCAAUAUACCUCCUCAAGAUUACGUCAGCAAGUACAUUCCUGACGAUAUUUUCAAUGUGGUUACUAACCAAACAAAUCGCACUUACAUCGAAAACAAAGGUCGUCCAUUAAUUUCCGGUCCUGAACAAACCAAAAAGUUUUUUGGUGCAGCGAUCAAAAUGUCGAUUAUGGGUCUCCCACGAACUAGGAUGUACUAUGAUGUUAAGACCAAGGUACCCUCGAUAGCAUCAAUUUUACCACGGGACCUUUUUUUUUGCCAUCAGAAACAAUUUGAAGCUGCUCCAGAUGGAUUACCUCUAGAUUUCUUUUUUUACAAUGGCAAGGGUGACCCGAUUGUAGAAGAUCCAUCCUGUUCCAGACUUAACAUUGGUGGUAAGGCAGUCAUGAAGCUGCUGAGAACUUUCCCGCAGGGGGUUUCAGUUUACAUGGAUAGGUACUUUACAUCCGAGGAACUACAAACUAGACUUGGCUCCACUCAGAACGAGAGGCAACAGGAACCGGUACACUCCAAAAACAGAGAAUCCCCCCUAAUUCCAAAUUGA
Molecule: messenger RNA, 1114 nt
Organism: Homalodisca vitripennis (glassy-winged sharpshooter)
Lineage: Eukaryota; Metazoa; Arthropoda; Insecta; Hemiptera; Cicadellidae
Exons: 4
Coding region: 128-1114 (328 amino acids)
Source: RefSeq, a predicted model, not a curated record